GUCCGCGGACGCCUCACACUCUCUUCCUGUAUAUGUUUUUUGGGGAAGAUUACCGUGAGCCUCGUUCAACGUUAGCCUACUCUUCAGAUAUGCUGACAAUAAGGUGACUUGUGUUAAAACACGAUGGGGAAUUUUAACUAUUUAUGGUAGGAGCAGAUCGUUGGCAGCAGGGUUCGCCGAUUAACACACAGCAGAGGGAUAACUGGAUUACUAGACUGAAAGAAAUCGGUGCUUCCAAACAAUGUCGUGGUUCAAUCAUGUCAAUCAAGCCUCGAAUCAGCAGCAGCAACAGCCGCCCACUGAGGGGUACAGACUCAGUCAUAACUCCGGGCUCAGAUUCCCGACAGAGGGAUCACCCUCAUUGGCAACACAACACUGGACCGGCUUCCCCGGCGCCCCCAGCCCGGAAGACUUCCCUUCAGCCCCACGAGGUGUAGUCAGCCCCCCAAGCCUUGAGAGUCUCUCCUGCACUUCUCCCAGUACAGGUCAGGUUGGAGAUCCGGAGCCCAUCUCCUACGUGAGCCUCCAGGAGCAGAGGUGCGUCCUGUACUGGUUCAAGGGCUGGACCGGCCCUCAGAGGGAGCAGUUCCUGCAGGAUCUUCUGGGGAAAGCUGUGCCUGGAAAAGUGUGCACCCUCCUAGAUUCACUCAGUACUCUUCAGGUUAAAGACAGACUACCAAACAUCUUUGAGUGCCAGCUGCGCCUGUGGACCCAAUGGUUCCAGUCUUGGGGAGAAGAAGAGAGGAACCAUUUCCUACACAUGCUGGAGGAGUGGGACCCGGUUUUUGUUGCCCACUUUUAUAGAUGUGUGGCUGGCACAGCAGGAAGAGACUGAGCAAUGUUUAUUCACUGAAAGUGAAUAUGACAAAAUGUGUCAGAGAGGUGAUAAGAAGUGGGUAAUGUGUGUUCGAUCAGAGAGAGUUCUCUUCAGAGAAAUGUUUGUGGAACUGAUUGACCAUAUUCACAUGGCGGCCAUGUUUAGCCGAUGUCCCAGUCAAGGUUGGAAGCUCCAUUUUAAUGCUGUCCUGCUAAAUCCUGUACUGCUUCCUGAAGGAAUAACAACUGAAAAGACAAGCUAGUCAAAAUAUUGAAGGACAUGGGCCGUAUUUAAGAAGAAACAACGUUUGGGAACCCACAAACCCCUUUUAGAAAACAGCAAACGUUGGCAUCCAACCACCGUUUAGCUAACCAAAGCAGUAGCUAGGUGUUAACUGAUUUCCUCUCAAAUCGUUUAGCACUAAACUUUAACUUUUGCAUUAAGCUAAUUCCUAUCCAAUGGUAAUAUUGGCUUGGAAGUGGCUAAAUGCUAAUAUCAGUUGUCAGGAUGAGUAUUGGGUUACCAUGUGUCAUGUUAGAGCUGAGUUCUAUCAUAUCUUAUCGCAUCAAACUAUUUUAAUAGCAUUCAGCCAGUUUCUAUCUUACAAUAACGUUAGCUUAGAAGUGGUUAAAUGCUAACAUAAGCCCCGUUAGAUGGUAGCUGGCAUAUCAUGAAAUGUGUUGUUUUUUUCUUCAAAUUAAAUCCAAGGUUCCAGCAGAGUUUUAACUGUUGCACAUACAAUAGGACAUCCUCAAAACAGCAACUGAGCCUCCUCCGACCCGGCUGUGACGUCAGCGGAAAAUGGCCUUCGUGUUAAUAUGGUCUGUGGGAAUCAUUGUUGAAGGUUAACCAUUUCAUUGUAAGGACAGACGUUUGUUCAAUAUAAGCUGUUUUGAUUCUGUUUUCUUUGGCCUCUCAGUGGCUACAUCACUCAUUCCUACACUUUUUUAAAACAAAGAUCAGAACAUUUUGCUUCACACUUUCUUAUGGCUGACGCUGUGACCUGGCGAUUGAAAUAAAAUGGUUAAACACUUGGCUAUUUAAUUCACUAGACCUGUUGAUUAGAGACCCCUGGAAUGACAUGAAGAAGAUGAGAAAUCCCUUUGCAGACCGAAACAAAUAAAAAGUAUUGUUGUA
Messenger RNA from Labrus bergylta (ballan wrasse), 1954 nucleotides. It is a transcript of the gene c4h14orf119, whose product is annotated as chromosome 4 C14orf119 homolog. Lineage: Eukaryota; Metazoa; Chordata; Actinopteri; Labriformes; Labridae. The record is from RefSeq and is a predicted model, not a curated record.